GGACAGAUGGACAUGGGGAGGGAGGGACAGACAGACAGACAUGAUCCGCUUCAUCCUGAUCCAGAACCGGGCGGGCAAGACCCGCCUGGCCAAGUGGUACAUGCAGUUCGACGAUGACGAGAAGCAGAAGCUCAUCGAGGAGGUGCACGCCGUGGUCACCGUGCGUGACGCCAAGCACACCAACUUCGUGGAGUUCCGCAACUUCAAGAUCAUCUACCGGCGCUACGCGGGGCUUUACUUCUGCAUCUGCGUGGACGUCACCGACAACAACCUGGCCUACCUGGAGGCCAUCCACAACUUC
Molecule: messenger RNA, 301 nt
Organism: Empidonax traillii (willow flycatcher)
Lineage: Eukaryota; Metazoa; Chordata; Aves; Passeriformes; Tyrannidae
Gene: AP2S1
Product: adaptor related protein complex 2 subunit sigma 1
Exons: 3
Biological process (GO): intracellular protein transport; vesicle-mediated transport
Cellular component (GO): intracellular membrane-bounded organelle; membrane coat
Source: RefSeq, a predicted model, not a curated record